UGUUGUUGUUGUUGUUGUUGUUGUUGUUGUUGUUGUUGUUGUUGUUGUUGUUGUUGUUGUUGUUGUUGUUGUUGUUGUUGUUGUUGUUGUUGUUGUUGUUGUUGUUGUUGUUGUUGUUGUUGUUGUUGUUGUUGUUGUUGUUUUAAUGUACCAUCCCCUGUCUUUUUAACAGAGAAAUUUUUAGUUUAUAACAUUUCACGCUGCAGAAAGGAUUUUUUCGCACAUUGCUAAAAAAAGUUCAUAAAAUUGCCACUUUAUUUUUACAUCUGACAUUUCAAAGCUUGGCUGCCCAAGACUGACUAAAACAUUCGUAACAAUUCAUCCAUAGAAUAUGUAAAAGUAUGUAAGGAUAACAAUCGCUUUUGUAUUCCAGUAAUCUGUAAUAUGAACUACUCCCUCGAAACUUCUUAUAACAAAUAGCUUUUUUUCAUAUCCAUUUUAGUUCCGCGAAAAACAAACGGAACAAAAGCUAAGUUGGUGGGUUACUGUUUCCUGGUUAGUUUCUAUAGUUUUGGAAAAGAAAAUGCGAAAUAGCACAGUUAGCAUAGUUAAAAUGAGGUACAAAAUCUUUUGAAACCCGAUAGGAAUUCUGUAGAAGGUUUAUCUACAGCCCACUAGCUACGUUAAUACCAACAUUAUUACGAAAAAUCAUAUUUGCAUUAGCAUUAUUUACCUUGGUAAUAUUGUUUCGAAGUUUACCAAUGUUUAGUUUCGAGGUCUAGGGUUAAAUAAACAUUUGACGUAAGCAUUUUUGAAGCUCUUUAAUCUAUAUUUUGCGGUAUUUUCUGAUUAGAUUAAUUGAGACUGUCCUAGUGAAAGCAUAUAAUUUAACGAUCACACAUAUCCAACAGUAAAAUGAAUAUGGUACUCCACUUCACCCUCAUCUUAUCAUACUUCUAUUACAUUAAGGCAGUAAAGAAUCAGACAGAAAGAGGUACAAGCAGCUGCUUACACUAUCUUUUCCAAACACAAGAAGCGUCUAGUCAAAAAAAAUGCUUUCAAAUGUCAACAGAGUUCUACAAAAUAAAAAAAAGAUGUUUCAAAGAGUAUCGUAAGACAUGCAGCGGUCCCACAAUGCUGCGAAGACUCCUUGUAAAGGCCAAUAACAAUCUUGGUACCGAUAGCUUUCAUUACCUUCUACGACUCCAUACGUCAAAAGAAGAAGAUAAAAAUGGCUGCUGGGGCGCUUUACUUAACUAUAAAACAACUGACGGCGACGUCAAUAAAUGCAUGUACAAAAAAAACAUGAAAGGAGACUCGGACUUUAUAUUUUCAUUUUACACAAACAAAACUUAUGCAUUGAAUGUAACAUUGUUACCGACUGGGAACAUGAUAUCAACCACUUGGACAUCACCAAGUCAUUGCCAACUAUCCGCUUCUUCCUAUAUUGGCGAAGUUAUUGCAAAGAAGUUCAAAUCUCAUAAUUACUGCUUUAAUAAAGGUCCACCUGGUUUAGUAAGCACCUUUGCAAAGAUGCAAUGCGAGAAACAUGGUUAUAAUCAGUUUGAAGUCAUAAACAUGCUAACCAAGCAACUCCAAGUGACCAGUGAUUGCAGGUUCCGUUUAGUGAAAGGGAUUGAUCACGAAAAAAAGGGAAAAUCAAAUCAAGAAACAACAAAUCAGGAAGAAUCAAAAGACCACUCUUUGACAAUUACUUUUAUCAGUGUAUCUAUAUUGUUUAUUCUUCUUGUAAGCGCAGCAUAUCUUGUUGUACGGUAUAGAAGGAAAUCAACUAUAUUGCUUGCAAAGUCCCAAGAUUGUCUUGAAACACAAAGAUUUGUCCAGGUCUCGAAAUCAGAUAAUGGUGGUACAUCGGUUAUGAUUUUAAACCGCCCUGGAUGUGAGCUUUUGGAGGAAUUUCUUUGCGAUUUUGCCUUUGUACUCAGUUCUUAUGGAAUUAGCGUAAAGAUGGCAUUACUCGAACAAAAUGAGAUUGAUGCGGACGGAGGAAUAGCCUCGUAUAUGCAGAAACAUAUUAAUAAAUGCGACUACAUUCUUAUUAUGUGCACGGAAAACACAAACGAAAAGGAAGAGAUUAUAAAACACAGGCCUUACGAGUUUGCAUUGAAAAUUAUUGGAGGAUUGGCAUUUCAUCAAAACGACUCUUCUCGUUACAUUCCAAUGUAUUUAUCAUCGUAUAAAGAAUCAGUCAACAUCAUACCAUCAUUUUUAAAUGCAUCAACAUCGUUUGGAUAUCAGUUGCCACAAGAUAUGAAAAAGUUACUUUUGAGAAUUACAACUGAAGAGCAGUUUCAAGCAACCAGUGAAAGGACGGUGAAAGAUGAAUUUUUUAUCAAUAGAAUGAAUGAACAUAGGAGAAAGAUAAUUACAAAGGAGCAUCCGCAUUGCAUUAAAGAAUACUGCACAAAGGGUACAAACUAUGGCAGUAUAGUGAACCUUUCAUCAUUAUGGCCAACAACUGAUCAAUCUUCUAAAUGGUCCACUUUUUCAUUUUCGUCAGACGAUGUUAUAAAAGAUCAAACGCCGCACGAAAAUGUAUUGGAUGUAUGAACCAUCUUGAUUUAAUUUUUACAAGAUAAAAAUCAUAUCAGCUAUAUUUUGUAAUAACACUGUGUAAACUAUUUAAAUUUGUAAAUUGUGUACUGAAAUAUAUUUAAACUUCGUUCUCGUCCUUUUAAAAUCUUUAGUUGUUAUUGAUAACAAAGCUAUUUUUGCCUUUAUUCUAUUUUUUUACCCAUUCCUAAUGAUACAAGACUCAGAGAUACUCGAAUGACAUAUCAUUCUAUACGUUUUAAUGGACACUGAAUAAUACAAGGUCAACAAGUCUCGUUGGUAGUCAUUCAAGUCAUGCAACAUCGCACUCAUAAUGGAUGACGUUGUCAUACUUGUUUCAUCAUGCAGAUCGAUCUCAUCAUUUAAUGGUGUUGGAAGCGUUAUAUAUUCGUCAAAUUAAACCAACUUUGAACACAAAGGACGAAUAUAAAAGUCAUACAUUAGUUAUUAAAAUGUAAUAAUGAACGACGUCUUCAGGGAUGUUGGCAAUAAUUUAUUGUAAUUUUUGUUUAAAAUCUGAUUUAGAUGUGUUGUAACAUUCGUUAGUAUUUGUUUUUAGCUGUGCAUAUUUUUUUAAUAAAACUGCUUGUAAAUUUUUAUUUAUGUGUUUUAUACAAAAUGAAGAUGAGUUACAAAAACUUGAUAUUCUUGAGAAUAACCUAUUUUCUAUGUCCUUCUUACUUCCUACAACCUAUGUCCACGAAGAGAAAUUUUGCAAAUUAGUAAUUUUAUCAUAGUAUGCACACGUCAACAAGUCUCGUUGGUAGUCAUUCAAGUCAUGCAACAUCGCACUCAUAAUGGAUGACGUUGUCAUACUUGUUUCAUCAUGCAGAUCGAUCUCAUCAUUUAAUGGUGUUGGAAGCGUUAUAUAUUCGUCAAAUUAAACCAACUUUGAACACAAAGGACGAAUAUAAAAGUCAUACAUUAGUUAUUAAAAUGUAAUAAUGAACGACGUCUUCAGGGAUGUUGGCAAUAAUUUAUUAUAAUUUUUGUUUAAAAUCUGAUUUAGAUGUGUUGUAACAUUCGUUAGUAUUUGUUUUUAGCUGUGCAUAUUUUUUUAAUAAAACUGUUUGUAAAUUUUUAUUUAUGUGUUUUAUACAAAAUGAUGAUGAGUUACAAAAACUUGAUAUUCUUGAGAAUAACCUAUUUUCUAUGUCCUUCUUACUUCCUACAACCUAUGUCCACGAAGAGAAAUUUUGCAAAUUAGUAAUUUUAUCAUAGUAUGCACACGUCAACAAAAAAGCUCGUAAGCUUGGAAAAUACAGUCAAAUGGAAACAAACCUUAAUUUUUUUCGACAGAGAAGACAAGGUAAAUAAAAAAAGGUGGAAAGUAAUUGCGACAUGCCAUGUCGUCAAUAAGAUUUUUACGGCGUAAUAAGAUACAAUGUUAUGUUUGUGUUUGUUAUUUGACAUGUCGUCAAUAAGAUUUUUACGGCGUAAUAAGAUACAAUGUUAUGUUUGUGUUUGUUAUUUGACAUGUCGUCAAUAAGAUUUUUACGGCGUAAUAAGAUACAAUGUUAUGUUUGUGUUUGUUAUUUGACAUGUCGUCAAUAAGAUUUUUACGGCGUAAAAAGAUACAAUGUUAUGUUUGUGUUUGUUAUUUGACAUGUUGUCAAUAAGAUUUUUACGGCGUAAUAAGAUACAAUGUUAUGUUUGUGUUUGUUAUUUGACAUGUCGUCAAUAAGAUUUUUACGGCGUAAUAAGAUACAAUGUUAUGUUUGUGUUUGUUAUUUGACAUGUCGUCAAUAAGAUUUUUACGGCGUAAUGAGAUACAUAUUAUGUUUGUGUUUGUUAUUUGACAUGUCGUCAAUAAGAUUUUUACGGCGUAAUAAGAUACAAUGUUAUGUUUGUGUUUGUUAUUUGACAUGUCGUCAAUAAGAUUUUUACGGCGUAAUAAGAUACAAUGUUUUUUUUAUUACUCAAGUUAUGUAUUUUUUUAUAAAUAAAUACAAUCUAAAAAUUGUUACUUCAAUACAAAAGCAUUUAACAAACAUAAUAAACAAAAUAAAUUAGAUAUAGAUUUAACAGUUCAUUAACUUGGUACAACCGAACUACUUGAUACAACUUGACAACUCACUCAAAACAAUAUCAUCCCCCAUUUCGAUUCUUUUAUAAAUCCCUCUCGAACCUCUCAAACA
Hydractinia symbiolongicarpus is the source of this 4652-nucleotide messenger RNA. RefSeq lists its product as uncharacterized. NCBI's taxonomy places the organism in Eukaryota, Metazoa, Cnidaria, Hydrozoa, Anthoathecata, Hydractiniidae. The coding region runs from base 856 to 2511 and encodes 551 amino acids. Gene Ontology annotation, molecular function: interleukin-17 receptor activity. The transcript has 13 exons. The record is from RefSeq and is a predicted model, not a curated record.